GAGGCAGAGCAGCGAUAGCGGCAGCAGCAGCAGCAGCAGGCAUCUUGUGUGUUUUCGAACUGCCUACGUUCGUAUGAAUGAACUGGAGUUGCUGUGCGUUUCGUCUCGCUCGUCGAUAUGUUGCCUCUUAUAAACAAUCAGACUGCGAUCUGCCAGCGUUAACGUACUGUGCACAUAGUUCAAAUGCCUCUGCUAACGAUGGCUGUGAGUUCUUCUAGCCCAAGCGUGGACAACCCACCGACGGGAGACGUGUGGCACGAAUUCUGCGAUCGCCAUGCCCGUGCUGGAGCCGUCGAGUUCGCGAGAAACUUUCGGGUGUUUGUCACCGAGCAUCCGCGAUUUGCGACGUCGGCGGCCCGGCGGGAGUUCGGCGAGCGAUUCGUCGAGCAGUUCAUGGACAGCUUUAUGAACGGCUGCGAGGCGGCGAGCAGCCCGUGCCUCGACCGCCCGACCGUGCUUCGCUUCCAACAGAACGGCAUCGCCCGCUCGCGGACGCUCGACUGCGAGUCGCCGGACAACUACUCUGGCUGCUCGGACACGGAGCCGGACGGACCGAAGAACCGGCGGCCGUUCCUCCGGCGACUGUCGUUUAAGAACAUCCGCCGCGGCAUCUUCCAGAAGCAGAACUCGGACGAGGUGGCGCUGAAGUCACCGCCGCAUUACGACAAGGUCGCCAAGGGUCAGAGCACGAAGCGCGACUGCAAGACGAGCAAGAUUGUCGUCGAGAUUAAGAAGGAGGGCCUCGUGAGCUUUCUCUGUGGCGAGGAUUCCGACGGCAAGGCCAAGUGGGAGAAGUGUCGACUGAUGCUGGUGAAGACGGCCGGUGGCUACAUGCUAGAGUUCUACACGCCGCUAAAGCCGAAUAGCAAGACCCCUGCUCUGUCCUGUGGCUACUAGUGAUGUGGGGACACCCACUGCUGGAAAGAGUGUGGAUCUGCUUCCUGUUAUUGUUGUUAUUGUUGUUGUUGUUGUUGUUUCCUGCUG
Molecule: messenger RNA, 984 nt
Organism: Priapulus caudatus
Lineage: Eukaryota; Metazoa; Priapulida; Priapulimorpha; Priapulimorphida; Priapulidae
Product: SH2B adapter protein 2-like
Exons: 2
Coding region: 184-897 (237 amino acids)
Biological process (GO): intracellular signal transduction
Cellular component (GO): plasma membrane
Molecular function (GO): transmembrane receptor protein tyrosine kinase adaptor activity
Source: RefSeq, a predicted model, not a curated record